Temnothorax curvispinosus is the source of this 2451-nucleotide messenger RNA. RefSeq names its product probable protein S-acyltransferase 23 (gene Patsas). Gene Ontology annotation, molecular function: palmitoyltransferase activity; protein binding. The record is from RefSeq and is a predicted model, not a curated record. The coding region runs from base 389 to 2167 and encodes 592 amino acids. The transcript is spliced from 9 exons. Gene Ontology annotation, biological process: protein palmitoylation. NCBI's taxonomy places the organism in Eukaryota, Metazoa, Arthropoda, Insecta, Hymenoptera, Formicidae. Gene Ontology annotation, cellular component: Golgi membrane.
AGGCGUUUCCGUCGGCGUCGCCGCGUUAUUGAUUCGAAUGCGCAAAACCCCGAGCGGCAUUCUCAGAAAUGCGGACGUCGUUGAUCGCGUGAGAAAAGGGCUUCUACCUAUCCUAUAAUUCCUAUAUUCUCGUCGUAGGAGUCCGCGAAGCGGGCGUUUCAGGUCUGGAGGAUAAGCUGCGCCGCCAGGUGAGGCCCGGAAGACAUGGUUGGGCCCAAUGUUUCCUUGUGACUAACCGUCCCGGAGGGUGGAACGAUCGCCACGCAGGGCGCAUCCUUCAGAACGCCUUCCGAACACGAGCGUACAAAUACAGAACUCGCGACGCUGUGCAAGGUAAAAGGCGCGACGUGAAAGUGCAAACGUAUUCGCUGGAAAUAACUGGAAUGCAAUGGAGUUCGGCGUUAAAAGUCAGAUGUUGAAAGUGUAUCCUGUGAGCCCUGUGGCAGGGCCCGGCGCGGCACGCUCGGUAUGGGAACUGAGUCCAGAUCCCGACAUGGUCGGGCAUCUACCGAACAAUCCGAUAUCUGGUCAUCAGAAUCAUGGUUCCGGCAAGGAUACGCGGCAGAGGAAUCGUCCUGACGAUAACAUCUAUGCGGACGAGGCUACCACUGGCCAGAGCCCCACCGAUGAGACGAAGCAGAUCUUCGAGUUGCUCAGAGCUGGAGGGAUCGUUCGUAUGUGUCGCAGUGAAAUCGAGGCGGUCGAGGAACUGGUCGAGAAGAACGGGCUGAGUGUGCUUAGUGCGAGAGACGAAUGGGGAUACACACCUGCCCAUUGGGCUGCCUUGGAUGGCACGGUCCAAGUCAUGAGAUAUCUGAUAGAACGGAGCGGACCCGUCGAUCUACCGUGCCUCGGCACGCAAGGACCCAGGCCGAUACACUGGGCCUGUCGGAAAGGCCACAGUGCGAUAGUGCAAUUAUUGUUCAAGGCGGGAGUCGCGGUCAACGCAGCUGAUUUUAAGGGUUUAACGCCUCUGAUGACCGCCUGCAUGUUCGGCAAAUUUGCGACGGCCGCCUUCUUGCUGGGAUCCGGCGCGCAGGGACACUUGACCGACAUAAACGGUGACACCGCGUUGCAUUGGGCUGCGUACAAAGGACACGCCGAGCUGAUCAAGCUGUUGAUGUACAGCGGAGUGGAUCUGCAGAAACCUGAUUACUUUGGUUCGACACCGCUUCAUCUGGCCUGCCUGUCUGGCAACGUCAGCUGCGUGCGGAUCCUCUGCGAAAAGAGCAAGAUCGAGCUUGAACCGCGAGACAAAAACGGUAAGACACCGUUGCAGCUGGCCAAGAGUCAUCGCCACUCGGAGAUCGUGCGGAUUCUGCAGGCGGAACAGAAGCGCCGUGCCAGAUGGAUACCGCCCAUCAACGAGCUAUGGGCGCUGUUGUUUGGCGGAGCGGGCAACAGCAAAGGACCGUUGCUGUUGUUCAUGAUAUCCGUCCUGCUAUGGGGAUACCCAAUGUACCUGUUCAAGUGCAUUCCAUUAACAUGGAAUCUCUUACGAGGCAGUCAUUAUUGCUUCAUUUACUGGAACAUCCUCAUGUGGAUUUCGUGGAUCGUGGCUAAUAGAAGAGACCCCGGUUAUGUGCCGCAAAACAGCGAUACUUAUUAUAGGGCGAUAAAACAGAUUCCGUACUUUGACAAAUGGAAGAAACGGAAUGUCUUAUUAUCGCGAUUGUGUCACAGCUGCAGAUGUUUCAGGCCCCUCCGGGCUAAACAUUGUAGAAUUUGCAACAGAUGCGUUACAUAUUUCGAUCAUCACUGUCCAUUUAUAUACAACUGCGUUGGCCUACGGAACAGAAUGUGGUUCUUCCUGUUCGUUAUGUGCGUGGCGAUAAAUUGCUCUUUCACGUUAUAUUUCGCCUGUUAUUGCAUCGCACGUGAGGGAAUUCAACUCUUAUAUGUUCUCGGUGUAUUGGAGGCUCUCGUCUUUUGCGGACUCGGCUGGAUUCUAACGUGUACCUCGGUCCUACAUGCAUGUAUGAAUUUGACUACCAACGAAAUGUUCAAUUAUAAGAGGUACUCGUAUUUGAGGGAUAAGAAGGGCAAAUACUUGAAUCCCUUUAGUCGAGGACCCGUGCUUAAUUUCAUCGAAUUUUUCCUCUGUCCGCCGAAUCAUCAAACGAACGAUCUUCAGCAUUAUCAUAUUCUUUCUGAGGACGUCAUAUAAUUGUAUAAAUCUCCGAAUAAUCUAUUUCACGCUCUCUCUCUCUCUCUCUCUCUCUCUCUCUCUCUCGCGCACAGAGAAGCGUCAAGCGCGAUCACUACGUACAACGAUACAUUAUUUUUUCAAAUUACGUGUACAUUUGCACAUAAAUAUUAUUACCACUUGUGAAAGAUUCUUAUAUUUCACAGUUUAGAUCGCGCGACAUUUUGCUGCCAGGGCACAAACUUGCAAAGAUGUAGUCGAGAGUUUUAUAUAAGUUAAUGUUUCAAUAAAUAUCUUAUAAACAA